ACGAUUCUGUUUCACGCGUACUUCCGGCCGUUUCCCCCGCGUGCUUUAUGUCUUAUUCGAGGGACGAUGAGGAAAAGAAAAAUGUAACCGUGCGUGUUAAGAAAACGUAGGAGUAUCGAGAGCGAUGUGAGAAAUGGAGAGAGAAAAAAAUACGCCACACAAAACGAGAAAAAAAAAAAUUACGAUGACGAAGAUUGAUGGACGGCGUUCUCUUUAGUAAGAUUUAACGGCGAACGACCUACGAUAUUGCAUAUACGAUAUAUUGUGUUUUCUUUUUUUUUUCUUUUUUUCUUUUUUCUUUUUUUUUUCUUUCUUUUCGAUGAUGAUCACGACGACGACUAUUGCUUGAUGAUUAUUGAUACGACGACGAUUUAUGGUAACGACUAUAGCGCGAGAGUAUGGUGGGAGUAUGUAUAAAAUGUAUUUUAAGCGUGGAUAAUUAAAAAAAAGAAUCAAUUUACAUUUACAGUUUCCAGUAAUGAGUAACAAUACUGAUGUGGGUUGUGCAUAACAAAAAAAAUAACAAAAAAAAGUAAAGAAAGAACGUGUACACGUAACAUGGCGGGCCCAUUUCAAUGGAGAAUCGGACCGAUCGAGAAUCGAUAAUCUCAAUCGAAUCGCGCGCAGUCGCGCGAAAUACGAAUUUUCGUCCCUGUGAGGAUAAAGCCUUUCUUUCCUGACUGUUCUCUUUCAUUCUACUUCACUGUAUUCUGCGAGUACAUCAUUGUACUAAGAAUUUCAAUUCGACGCAUUUUUGAAGAUUUAAAUAACUUUGCUUUUGAAAUUGUAAUGUUCUGUAGAAUAUCAUAAAAAACGUAUUUGAAAGGGUUAUGAAUUAUGCAAUAUAUCGAAAAGUGAAACUGAUAGAAAGCGCGCAAGAAGAAGUAGAAGAAAAAUGAACAUGUAGGUAAAUAAGGCGUUAGAGAAUGAAACAGGAGUGCCAAAUCAUCCGUGACUUCCGUCCCACUUGGGCAAUAAAUAAAUGCACAGCAACUUGGCGAGAAUGCAAAUGUUUGCCAUUUGUCCUCCAAUAAUCGUAAGGAUUCUUAACCUGUCCGUUGUAUCGAUUCUUUCUUUUUUUCGUGAUUGUGCUAGAGAAAUGGGUAUUAGUAGCGAAUGCGUUCAACAUCCGUUAUUUUCGCUAUAAGAAACUUUAUUCCUCGUCGUGUAUUAACGAAUAACGACAAUAGGAAGGGAACGAGCAUUUUAGUCAGCUGAAAGAAAAAAAGAAUAUAUAAAGUCGCGAGUCUAUUUGGAUGAUACUUUUUGGGGUUGAAGAUCGUUGCUCGUACGAUCGAUCCUGAUAAAGUAAUUUCGACACUCGCUAUUAGUGCCUAUCGUUUCGUCGAUAAUCGGGAUAAUAAAAGGUGUUUUCGUCGGUAAUGUCGCACCUCUCAUCCCAAUUCGUCAAACGGACUAAAAAAAACAAACUCGAAUCCGAUUCUCCAUACCAAUGGACGCUUUUAUUUAAAUAUACAACAAAACAUACACACACACACACACGACAGGAUCGGCCGUGAUUAAUUCUGGCAGUGGUUAAAUUAUAAAAUGAUAUUUAUUCGAACGACUUGCCAGGUUUCGUUGCACACAGUAUGUACACACACGAAACAGUAGGUUCAAGCGACAAAAAAAGAAAAAAAAAUCAAUAAUGACGGAAAGAGAUCUAUAGAUUACGGAUUAAUGGAUGAGUUAUAUAGUUAUUUGAGAAGUUUCACGAAAUAUCGAUGUAUAUAUUUUAAGUUUGUAUUAUAAUGCUCCCCACUUAAUUUGUAUGAAAUGGAGAAUUUCAAACAUUAAAAAUGAUGAGAAAAAAGUCUCGGAUCUUUUUUUUUUUUGUAUUUUCGUCGAGUGUUCUUGUCGUAUUAAAUAAACUUAUCUUGCAAGUUUAAAUCGUUGAUUAAUCAAGACACAUUGUAAGCAUAGUCUGAUAAGAAAGAUUGGAAGGAUUAUUGGUUAGAUUCUACCCGUUUCUUAAAGACUGUGUCCCAUUUUUAUGCAAGCAUCUUUUCAACACUACCACUGUAGUAUCCAAUAGAACAUCGUCGUGAAUUAAAAAGAGAACGGUCGAUGCUUGCUCUUGUUCUUUCAGCGCGCUACUACAGCUGACGACGGGCGGAAGACUGCGCAGUGCAGUACCACAUGUCAAUGUCCGUUGCGCAUGUACUUACCGGUCAGAGAGACAUGGCAGGUGUUUCGGUUACUUCUUAUUGUUGACUAUUUUUAAUAAAUAAAAAAACGUUGCCUAGAAACUGUCUGAAGGACAAUGAUAACGUGUAGCUUAGAUAACAAUUUGUGAAACUUACUUUAUGUAACCCACUUACGGGAGCCUUUGUAAACCAUGUCGAAUCCACGAGAAGCAGAGGUUCAAAGUCUUAAGGAGCGUGGAAAUACGUGUGUGAAAGAACAGAAGUAUGAAGAGGCUAUGUUUCAUUACACGCAUGCUAUUAAACUUGAUCCACAAAAUUAUUCUUUGUACAGUAAUAGAUCAUUUGCCUUUUUAAAAAUGCAUCAAUAUCAUUUUGCUAUGGAAGAUGCUCUAAUGACAAUUCAAUUAAAACCAGAUUGGACCAAGGGUUAUUUUAGGAAGGCUGAAGUAGAAUCACAAACUUUUCACUUUAGCGAAGCUCUUCAAUCUUACUGCAAAGCUUUAUCGCUUCAACCAAAUGAACCAACUAUUUUAGAAGCAAUGCAUAGAGUAGCCAAAUUAUUGAUUCAAGAUAAAAGAGCUGAUCAACAAAUACCCUGGCUUGGAGCUGGUGUUGGUAUCAUACUUGGAGUUAUAGUUGUAAUUGCUGAUUAUGUUUUUACAAACAAACCUACAUUAACGCAUCCUCUUUUGAUGGUCUUAUUGACAAUGUCCAUAGCAAUGCUAGGUUUUGGCAUUGCAAAGGGAUUUCGUUAUUUCGUAAAACGUCAAAGAAAGUCGCUUUUAGAACCACCAGUGGAUCUUUUUGGUAAUGAUAAAGAAGAGCUUGAUGAUAUUGAAGCUGAAAUGAAUAAUGAAAAAGAGAAACACCCGAAAUAUACGGCCAGGGGCACAGGGCUGAGGGCUGAGGGCUCGACAGGGCCUGGAAUAACGUUCACGGGACGGCCGCGGGCCAGCCCAGCAAUGGAACAGGCGAAAACUCCCGCGUCCCGGCUACUUAGCACGAGUUGCAUAGAGAAUAAGGACGACUUGGAAGAGAAAUUUGAAAGAUGUUAUACAGUGCUUCAGAACCUGACUGCAGGACUGUCAGAAAAAGAAGCCCAUGAUACGCUAAACAAUGCUGUGUGUAAGGAUAAAACACACGAAGAAGUUUCAUUAGGGUUGUUGGUAGUCAUUCUGACAGAUCCCCAGAGUGCUGCAAAAAGUUAUAGAGACUUGACAUUAAUUACCAGAGAUGGUCUUGCAAUUGUAUUAGGACAUCUUAAUCAAUUAGUACUUGAAAGAUACCUGCGACUGAAUGAUGUGACCAGAAGUCAGCUAUUAUGGCUCCUAAGAGAAAUGAUAAGAACUAGUGUAGCUAGUGUGGAUAAUCUUUGUUUAAGUUUAUUAAGGCAUGCAGCAGGUGGAGAUAUUUCACCAAGAAAUUUAUUUUUAGUUGAUGCACUUUUAGAUAUUUUUCAAGAGAAUAGGCCUUGGUUGGAUAAGUUUCCUUUUUUAGUAGCAUCUAUUGUUUAUACUUAUUUGCGAUUAAUAGAAGAUCAUAAUGCACCUCAUUUAUCCGGUUUGCGUCAGAAAGAAGUUACCUUUACUGUAUCUCUGAUAAGAGAACGUAUGGUUGAUUGCUUAGUUAUUGGAAGGGAUUUGGUACGCUUAUUGCAAAAUGUUGCCCGAAUACCGGAGUUCGAGGCACUUUGGAAAGAUAUGCUUCUAAAUCCAAAAUCACUUUGCCCAAAUUUUAACGGAGUCCUUCAACUUUUACAAACUAGAACUUCUAGAAGGUUUCUACAAUCGAGACUUACUCCAGAUAUGGAAAGAAAACUAGUAUUUUUAACAAGUCAAGUUCGUUUUGGUAAUCACAAACGAUACCAAGAUUGGUUUCAAAGGCAGUACCUGGCCACACCAGAAUCGCAGUCAUUACGAUGCGAUCUUAUACGAUUUAUCGUUGGUGUUAUUCAUCCGACAAAUGAGUUGUUGUGUUCAGAUAUUAUACCGCGGUGGGCAGUAAUAGGCUGGUUAUUCACCACUUGCACAUCAACCGUAGCUGCAAGUAACGCUAAGUUGGCAUUAUUUUAUGAUUGGUUAUUUUUUGAGCCAGAAAAAGAUAAUAUUAUGAAUAUCGAACCGGCAAUUCUUGUAAUGCACAAUUCUAUGAGAUCCCAUCCACCUGUCACUGCCACAUUGCUAGACUUUUUAUGUAGGAUUAUACCAAACUUUUACCCACCUUUAACCGAGAAAGUGAGGAAUGGAAUCUUUUCGUCGUUAAGACAGAUUUUAGAGAAAAGGGUUUUGCCAAGUCUUUAUCCUCUAUUUGACAGUCCGAAGUUAGAUCGCGAAUUAAGGAGUAAAAUAAGAGAAACGUUUAAGGAAUUCUGCUUACCACCUAAUGCAGAUCCCGGUAAAAUGGAGGAACUUAAUAAGGAUCUUACACCAGGAGCCAUACUGGAGAAUGCAGCAAAUGCGCCAGUUGAAAACAAUCACGUAAAUCAAGACCCAGAACCAGCUUUCAGUGAUGAAGAAGAAGAGAUACCGCUAAGGAUAGUGACUAAAGUAGAAGAAGAGGAUGAAGAAGAUGUUCCAUUAGCGAAUGUGAAGUUGAAGAACGAACAGAAAAAUACAAACUGUGUUGUGAAAAAAGAAGACAUUACAUCUCAGUUAAAUUUAAUUUUAGAACCAGAAUUAAGGACUGCUGUGGACAGUUUGCACAGUGAAACAGACAAUGAAGUGAGGUGUCAGACAAUGGAAAGGAUAGUACAAAUGGUGGUAGAAGAUGAAAUAGACGCGGAAACUAUACCAGGAUUGGCUUCUUGCAUAUCAACUAUCUUAUCCUCACAAAUUACCUCCCAAAUAUUUCCAACAGAUAAUUUGAAUGAAGAAGCCUUGACUGAUAGUAUAAGCACACCGUUGUUCGUUAUGUUUCGAAAUCAGUUUCAGUUGUGUAAAGAAGAGGACAAUAGGCGGAAGCUUCUAGCUCGGGUAUUAGCAGAGAUGCAAAACGUCCAAUCAAGAAUAGGUUAUCUUUUACUUUACUUUUUGAAAGUAUGGGGCAGGGAAGAAGAAAAGCGAGAAGGUGAACCAAGCAAUGUAUUAAAUGAUGUUAAGGCGUCGGUAUAUAAAGAUUUUUGUGCACAUCGAGAAAAGAAGUUAGAUGCCUGUUUGGUAUCUGAUUUAAAGCUGUGCCACGAGGAUAACAUAUUUAUGCUUUGUUAUCUUGUGCCUGAUAUAUACAUGGGAUUUCAAAAUGUGACUUUAGGAAAUGUUCAGUUAUUGCAUUUGGUGGUGUCGACCGUUGAUGCAUGUCAAUUACAAGAAUUAGUCUGUCAAAUAAUGCAAGGUCACUUAAAAAUGUUAAAGAAGGAAUCGUUUACGUCAUUAUUAACAGCAAGUUUAAAUUGGGAAACAUUUGAACAAUACUGUUUUUGGCAACUUAUUUUUGCCCACGACUUUCCAAUCGAUUAUGUACUGCCUGUUUUACCUAAACUACAAUUCCGUGACCAUGCAGAAGCAUUAACAUCGAUAUUGCUUAUGCUGAAACAAGAAAAGCCAACGUUAGAACUUUUACGACAAUUGCUUGCACGACAAAACGUGGACGGAGACAUGUUCGUUGUAGCAGCGUUACGUUAUUGGUGUCGCGAUUACGAAGAAAAACUUGGAGAAUUGCUUGCGAAUCUUUUAAGCACUCGUUAUCCUGCUACUAGUCCAAAUAAAAGAAAACGAUCGGGUGGUAAACACAACCAACAACCUGGUCCACCCAGCGGUGAACAGGUCCUUGGGCAUUUGGAUCAAUUACGACAACAUUGCACAUCGUCUGCUGAAUUGCAGCUGUAUCAUUCCGAAGGAAUGCAAAGAGCUUUGCAACAAGCACAAGCGGCUAGUAGCGAUUCGUUAAGAAAAAGUUAUGGAGAUUUAUUCGCUCUGGCGGAAGUUAACGAGGAAAAUGAGCCUCCCCCACCUCCGCCAACAAGUUCAGCACGAAAACAUGCAGCAGCGUCGACUGGAGCCGGCGGAGGUGCUGGUAAAGGAGGUCAUAGAAAAACUGGUGCUAAUACGAGGGAAAGAUCUAGUUCCAAAAGGCCGCCUCCUCGAUAUCAUCUUACCAGUACAUCUAGCAGUGAGGAGGAAGAGAUCGUGAAUUUAAAACAAGCAAAAAAGAGAAAAAAAAUUAAUCCAGUGGGUUCUGACAGCGACUGACCACCCAGUGUCUUCAAACGUCACAUGGACCACGUCACGUGUGUGCAGCAAGCUAAACUAGCCCUAAGAAUAGUAAGAUAAUAUAGUAUAUAUAAUAGAUCUCUAUUUAGCGCGAUUUGUAAAUAUAGUAUAUGUCGAGAGUGAAUGCGAAACAAAUACCGAUCAUGUGAUCUUGCACAUAUUUCGCAGGCACAGUACAUUAACAAUGUUGACAGAUUCUUUAUUUCCAUUAAUUCCAUUAUUUGUGUCAAAUACAUUCUAACGAAAAAGAAGAUAUAUAUAUAUACAUAUAUAUAUAUCUAGGAUAUAUGUGAUAUUUAACGCGAAGAACAAAAAUUUAUAAAUACUGGUUAUAGCUUUUCUAGGUAAAUACAUAUGACAGAUCAACUUGUCAUGACACGUCAAUACUCUGGACUUUUAUUUAAAGGAGUAAAGAGGGUUUUUGUAUCAUUUAUCUGUCAGAUAAAGUUACCGAGAGGCAAAACUAGUCAUAAAUUAAAUUAUAUUUUGAUAUACUCUUAAAUAUACGAGGGCAUGGAUUUAAGAGUAGAAAAUUGAAUCUGACAACAUUGUAGAAAGGGAUAAAGUGACACAAAAGUUCUCUCUGUGAUCACUUUGUUUCUAACAAAGAGAAAAAUCCAUUAUUCGUUAUUCAAUUUUGUGGUUGACCUCGAGGAAUGCGGACACGAUUGUAUUUAGAAUUAUUUCGUAAUUUGUUUAUUAAUUUUGUGACUAGUAUACUUGACCCUAUUGUCCAAAUUUCUGUCACUUCGUUUUUUUUUGUUUUUUUUUUUUUUUUUUUCAUUAUGCGGUAACUAUCGAUAAGGACUCGCGUCUCACAAAACAAUCAACGAGGGGGAGAAAUGGUUACUUUUGUUGCCAUAAACUGUGAACGCAAUUUGUACGGAAUCGUUAAAUAGCUUUUUAUUAGAAUUAAGGACCUUCUGCAGGAGAACAAGGAUGUAUCAAUAAUGUCUCGCUCCAGCACGAAGCGUACAGUUUUACGACCAAAUGUAUUUUACGUCUGCGCUUAGUAAGCAUAAUCAUUCUAAAGACGCAAAAAAAUUUUUAUAUUUUGCACGAUGGAAGGUUGUCCGUUUUUUUUUUCUAAAAUCUAACGUUGAUGAAUAAAAAUACGAUCAGUUUUUAUUUUAAUCGUAAUAUUUACGAUAUAGUUAUAACCACGAAAAUAAUACGUCUUUCGUUAAAUCAAUUUAAAAUUCGUGACAGUAUUUUAUUUAAUAUUUCUUAUCAUUCGUGAAAGUAAGAUACGAUUCAGGAGAGACACCUUCCAACGAGCAUAGAACCAGGCGUCAUGUACACUUAAGUCCUAGAAAAUGUAAGUAUGAAGUAUCAUUGUUCACCUCUGUACAUUUCCUGUAAAAUCGGUUACUUGUAAACAUAUUAUAAGUAGCUGCGUUAUGUAUUUUCUAGUUUGUACAUACCAGAGAGAGAAAGAAAGUGUGUAUUGCAUACAUGUGUAUAUUUGAAACUACCUACAUAAUGCGCGACAAAUUUUUCAGAAAUUCUUAGUAAAAUUUGUUAUCUUUUUUCUUAAUUAAGAAAUGUUGUAUUUCUGCAUGAAUCUGAUUUUAGUAAAAAGUUAUGCAAGAAUUGUGUCAUACAACUCGAAGAGAUGACGCGUAAAAGGGUAACACAAUGGCGUCUUAGCGACAAAUUUUUUUACUUAACGCGCAUGGUGUACGUAUGUACCAGCCAUUUGUAAUGGUGUAUAAAAUAAGGUGUGAUAGUCGAUAUUGUUAUUAGGUUUUUCUACUUGUACAUAAAUUUGCGGCGUUAUGCGAGAAUAAUUUAAAAACGACGAUGAUUAAUCGCGAGAGGAUAAUAUACGACAGGUAUGAGUGUGUGCGAGCAUGCGCGAAUGAAAGACAAACCGACACAGAUGAGAACAUAAACGCGAAAUUAACGAUGCGCGAGGCAAUACGAAAACAAAAUUAUAAAAUAGACCUGUAAACAUUUAAUGUUUUUAACGAUCUUGUACACACAAAUACACAUGUAAAUACAUGAAUAUAUAUAUUAUCGUAACGCGAGCAUAAACAUUUAAUGUUUUUAACGAUCUUGUACACACACAUACAUGUAAAUGUAAAUACAUCGAAAAAAAA
Molecule: messenger RNA, 8457 nt
Organism: Osmia lignaria (orchard mason bee)
Lineage: Eukaryota; Metazoa; Arthropoda; Insecta; Hymenoptera; Megachilidae
Source: RefSeq, a predicted model, not a curated record